AGAAUUGGAAGGUAUUACUUGCAGAGAAUUGAUUUCAAAAGUGUAUUGAUUGCAUUCCCUAGUGUAAAUUAAAAAUAGUAAUACAAUUUUUUUCAAGGUGAAAAAGUGAAAAGUGACUUUACACAAUAAGUGCAAACAGUGAUAUAACUGAAUACGUCAAAAGAGGUAAGAGCAAUAUUCCAGAUUUGAUAGAGCAGAUAAAGAGUGAUAGAGCAGAUAAGGAGAAAGUAACAUUGUGAUAAAGAGGUAUCUGAAAAAUCAAGUGAACUGGAUUGAGUGAAAAUUGGUCUUUGUAAAUUUGACUUGGAAUAUAAAGUGUAAAAAAGGAAAAAGCUUGAUUGAAGUCGAGGUUACAGAUAAAAUUUUAUAGUGUUUGAAACGGGCAAUUGAUUUUCAUUACAAAGAAUAAAACAACUUUUUAAAUACAAAGGACUAAGUGAUUUGGGCUGAGCUUUAUAGAAUUUUGCAAAUACAAAUUUAAUUUAUUGACAAAAAUACAGAUAAAAGAUACAAAAAGGCACUAAAAUUUUAAAAGGGGUAAGACUAAUGCAUAACUGCAACUAGGGAUAAACUUGAGUAAAGUGAAAGAGUUAAAAUACAGAAUAAAGGCUAGAAGCGUUAUUGCAGAAUUUGAUUUAGAAAAUAGUGAUAUUUUUUCUCAAAGGGUAAAAUAGUGACCUUGUUGAUAAAAAGAGAAAUUUGAGUGAACCUGACUGAGCAAAUUAAUAGUCAUUCAUAAAUUUGACUAGGGAUAUAAAGUUUGAUAGAGGAAAAAAAUAUCUCGCUUGAUUAUAGUUAAAGUUAUAUAUGAAAAUAUAGAGUUCCUUACAGAUAAGAUACUGAAAGGUACUAAAAUUUUGAGAGGUGGAAAGAGUGAUAUUUCACAAGUGCAACCAGUCAUAAACCUGAGUACGUUGAAAGAGAUUAAAUAUAGAGUAAGAGCUAAAAGCAAUAUUGCGGAUUUGAUUUAGAAAAGAGUGAUACACUUGAAAAUAAAGGUAGAAAGAGUGAUUUUGGGAUAAAAAGAGAAAUUUGAGUGAACUUGACUGAGCAAAUUAAUAGUUAUUCAUAAAUUUGACUAGGGAUAUAAAGUUUGAUAGAGGAAAAAAAUAUCUUGCUUGAAUAUAGUUUAGUUAUAUAUGAAAAUAUAAAGAGUUCCUUACAGAUAAGAUACUGAAAGGUACUAAAAUUUUUGAGAGGUUUAAAGUGGAGAGAGUGAUAUUGCACAAGUGCAACCAGUCAUAAACCUGAGUAGGUUGAAAGAGAUAAAAUAAAACAGUAUCUUGGAUUUGAUUUAGAAAAGAGUGAUACACUUGAAAGUAAAGUUAGAAAGAGUGUUAUUGAGAUAAAAAGAGAGAAAUUUGAGUGAAGCAAUUAGCAUUUAUAAAUUUGACUUGGGAUAUAAAUCUGAUCAAGGGAAAAACCUUGCUUGAUUACAAUUUGAAUUGUAUACGCAAAUAUAAAGAGUAGCUGAUAGGCAGUGAUUACUUUUACCCUCCCCCAAAGAAAAACUUCAAUUGCAAAGAAGCAAAUAUAAAUUUGGUCCAAAUUUUGCAAAUACAAGUGAGCUUUAUUGACAUAAUACAUUUAAAGGUACUUUUGUGCGGGUAGUGAAUUUUAAAGGAAACGUUAAGACCUUGAAAGACAAUUCAUUGUGUGCGUACUUCUCAAAUUUUUAAUUUUUUAUCUGUUGGAAUAAAGAAAUUGAAAAUGGCUGCCACUCAAUUCGGCUCAAUUAUUCAUGAGAUUCUAAACAUGCUUUCCAGUUACACAUCAAUGAUCAACUCAGAUAUUGGUAAAUGUUGUCAUUGCAUGAAUGACAUCAAUGAAAGUGACACUUAUGUAACAUGUGAAUGUUGCAACAACCAUUUUCAUGUGACUUGUGAGGGAUACUUGAACAAUGACAAACUUGCUGACCAGAAAUUGGUUUGGAUUUGCCCAUGCUGUGGCCAUAGCAACAUUGGUAAUCGAAUAUUUGACAGAGUAUGUAUUCCAUCUCAUUAUAACAGAUAUGAGUCUCUCAUGUCGGCAGAUGUUGAUGAUGACAAUGACAAUGAGAACAUGGAAAUCUUCAAAGAGACAAGACGAAAAAGGAGAGCAAAGAAGAGGUAUGUUAAAGUAAAAAAGAGCACAGUGUUUGCAGAGCAAUGCAGCAGAUGUGAAAAUGGUGUAACAGACAAUCUGUCUCAUUUCAAAGAUCAAAACUUACUCAAUGAAGAACUUGAUGAUUGGGUAAAAGUGGAAUGCAAAAGAACAAAAUUGAUGGCAAGAAAAACAGAAGGAAGAACACAUUCAGAUGAAGAAAACGAACAGGACAAAAGAAAGAGAAGAUCAGUUAAUGGUGUAUUGUUAGAACCAGGUGUAACCUACAUUGGCAAAGCAUUCAAGAGAUUUUAUGGUAGUCGUGAAAGAAAAAUCAAAGAACAGAAAGAAGAGUGUAAGGUGACCCAGAAAAUGGAAAAUAAAGAAAUAGAUGUCAAUGUGCAAUCCUACGUAGAAACUUUAUUGAAUAUUUAUGCUUGUAGUGUGAAAUCUCCAUGUUCCAUGAAGUUUUACAAUGAAGCCAAUGAGGUAAUUGAAACAAUGCAAAACCAAUCUUAUGCUCAUGUAACAAGUUGUUUGUCUUCAUUGUCAAAAGCAGGUUUGACUAAGCACUUGAACCCGAAGACGUGUGUUGUUGUGGAAAAGAUGCAGGAUUUGAGACGAUACAGAGUUCAUGCAGGUGGUAGAAGAGGAAGAGGUCAAAGAAGGAACAUGAAAGGUCAGUUCACGAAAGUGAAUCAAAGAGAUGAUAAUUGCUCUGAUGUUUCAAAGAUUCCAAAGAAAGAGGUCAGAACACAAUCUAACAAAGAUAUGAUUGAGAAUAAUGCAAAUUGUAAGGAAGUCCCAGUGGCUCAUCCGUUGAACAGUUUUGGUAAAUCAAUUACAGUAGGCAAAGUUGAAGAAGAGUUGACAAACAGAAAUGUAGAUCACCAUCUAUACAUACAUUCUAAUGAGGGUGCAUGUGCAACAGAUGAAAUUUGUAAACAUAUGUCUAGUAAAGAAACCAUGAACAUUCCAGAUAGAGUAAGCCAAGUUGAAUUACAGAUCGAUCUUGAAGAAAAUGAGAGUGAUAGUGAUAUCGACAUUGACACACCUAUCAAACGCAAUCGUGGGAGAAAUUGCAUAGAAUCUGAUUCAGACACAAAUGUUGAUGAUGACAUCAUACUGAUCAGUUCAUUUGAAAGUGAAAGGUCAUGUCAGGGUAUAGAUACACAGCAUAAACACAAGAGGCUUACUCGUUGA
Molecule: messenger RNA, 3285 nt
Organism: Lytechinus variegatus (green sea urchin)
Lineage: Eukaryota; Metazoa; Echinodermata; Echinoidea; Temnopleuroida; Toxopneustidae
Exons: 2
Coding region: 1711-3285 (524 amino acids)
Source: RefSeq, a predicted model, not a curated record